AUGCUAGCUCCGAAGAGUUCACACAAGCGCAAACGCAGCUCGGCUCGGUCCGACAAGGCUCGGAAGCUUGGGCCGACAAGAUGGAUCGUCAAUCUGUUACCCUCCGGAACGCCCAAAUCACAACGCGAGACCAAGGAGGGCACAGUCCUAUCACCGCAGGAUCAUGCAGGGCCGUCUCGAAACAGCGAGUUCGACUCACUGAUCGAUUCACAUUCCUUCUGUCGCUCUCUCGAGCUCAUAGUGCCACUCACAUCGGAAGCAGAUCAUACGUCACCCGACAGCGCCGCCGAGCUCCCUGCCGGCGUGAGCUCACUCCUCAGAAGACUUGAACGUAUCAGCUCCUCACACAGAUCAUAUAGAGCUCGCAUCCCGCUGAGCUUGCUUCUCGACCCUAUUUUCGUCACGGCAUACCUCAAGACCGGAUCCUUGAUAGCCCUCAGUCAUGCAUCGGGCGCACCUGGCCUUUCUCCGGGCCUAGAGGACACAGCCUGCGUAGACGGUCAGGGGACGUUGGUUCUAUCGCUUUGUAAGGACACCUACCAGACACUCGGCCUCACAGGAAGAGCGAGCCACUUUUCUCGAUUAUCCUCCGGACGAGCCGCAGAUCGCACGAGCGGGCCAGACUCACGCUUCAUUGUAGAGCUCCCCUUGCUCUCGCCUUCGUUCGUCCCUGGGAAGAAGGGGUAUCAGCAAGCUCUCGACCGACUGCGCCAAUGGGAUCGCACACGUGCGCAGUCACUGGAAGCAGAACAGACAAUAGCACAGUCACAUGCUUCGUCGAGAGUGGGCCUCUCCGCCCACCGUACCGAGGCAGUGACCAGCGAGCAUGCAACGUGGGACAUGCUCUUCGUGUGGUCUCCGAGUCGGGAAACUGCAGAUUCUAUCGCAGCUGAACACUCCUCCGCAUCAUUACUGGGCGCGAUGAACGAGAUCAGCUUUCCGGAGGACCUUGUGCGUGCUCAAGAUGUCGAGUGCCUGUCACUGCAGGCGAUCAAUCCCGUCAUCACGGAUUCUGUGUGGAUCCCCCCGCUCAACGAUCCUGCGCAACAUCCUCUUGGCGGCAAAUGGCGGGAAAGCGAGCGACACUUUGCUGAACUCGAACCAUCACGCGAAGGGUCUUCCGCGUCAACUUGGCCAGCGUAUCAGGACGGCCUGCAGGAAGCUGUCGAAUGGGCAGGGCUGGCUUCACUCGGCGCAAAUCCUCUGCGCACUUUCACUCGACCGGAUUCCACGUGCGUUUACAGCCCGCCUUUACCGUCACGUCCAGGCAGAAUCGUCAAGCUGAGCUGGUCGGGUCCUGUCGGUCAGCCUUUGCUGCUGAGCCCAUUGCUGAUUGCCCAGAUCGCUGCGGAGGUGAACGAUUUCGUUGUCGAAUCGUCGGGCAAAUCUCACCACCACGAAUCAGCUGAGUCGGUGCACUGGGCAACGCUAUCUUGCUCUGGGUUCCCACACGCGCCUUUGACGUGGCGAUCCAAGGUUCCACUGAGCUCUAUUCACGGGGCGAAGGAGCUGCCUGGCAACAAGACCACCUCUCAUAACCAAGCUGCACUGCCCGCCACCGAGGAUGCGUCGAUGACCGACACAUCAUCUUCAGACGACGACGAUGACGCGGACAAUGGCGACAGCGACUCCUCGCUCGACAUGGACGGCCUACGCACACCUAAGCCAAGAAAGAAGAAGCGCUCCAAACGUAACAUCGGCAAGAACCAGACCGAACACACUUUCACCCCCUCGACAGGGCUUGAGGACGACGGCUUGAUAGGUAGAAUUGAAUUCGGCGAGACCAGAUCCCGGGAUGACUUUGCCUUGCCCUACGUCAACGAGUCCGAUCACUUUGAUGAUGUAUCCGUGUUUACCAGUGCAGGUGCCCUCGACGUCAUCGCGAAGUUUUUGAUUGAGGAACUCCACCAUGGAUGGUCCGAACUUUCCUCCUCGACCUCCUCCAACCUUCCUCUCACAUCACCUCUGCUUCGUCCGUGGUACGAACGUUGCACACGCCCGUACUGUACAGAGGCAGAUACGCUGUUCGUGUGCAUUCAAGGCCGGUUCCGAAAGCGCGCCACAAUGGGCAACGACGGAGGCUCGAUCGCCAAGCGGGAUGAGCUAGUGCGAACAAAAGCCUCGUUCGAAAAGGUCGACCCGGAGCUACUCCGCCAAUCGCUCUGGACUGUAUGCUCCCUUUCACGUCAACCACUACAGCCCCCGGUCGCAUCAGACCAGCUCGGACACCUCUACAACAAAGAUGCCAUCCUCUCGCACCUGCUCGCACGGCAUCAGUCUACUUCCUCUUCCAAUUCCGAUCCCAUUCCACACGUUCGUGGAUUACGCGAUAUCACAGAGCUCAACCUCACGCCCAACACGCUCUACCGCGCACCUUCACCGACAAGUUCGAGCAAGGACCACUCCGUCUACCCCUUCAUGUGCCCGCUCUCGUCCAAGCAGAUGGACGGAAAUCAACGGUUCGUGUACAUCGCAGCAUGCGGCUGCGCUAUGAGCUACACCGGUCUGCGUACGACAGUCGCGGCUGCAGAAGCGAGCAAGGAGAAGCCCGAGCAGCGACCGUGUCCGGUAUGCGGGAAGGCUUUCAACGCGGCCGGGUUGGUCAAGGCGAAGCAGCCGGAGGUAGGCGGGAGUCUCGUCACCAUCAACCCUGGAGAGGCGGAGCAGACGGAGAUGCGGGAAGCCUUGGACAAGGCGAGGGCAGAACAAGCGGCGAAAAAGAAGGCGAAGACAAGGACCGCGGAUCAAGCAACAGAGAAGGGCAAAGCCCAGGACAGCGAGAUUCAGGAAGACAGAGCGGAAAGAAAGCGCAGAAAGGCGGAACGAAAGGCAGAAGUGGGCGCCAGGAUAGCCGCGCUCACUUCCGAGCUUGCAGCCGAGCAGUCGUAG
Pseudozyma hubeiensis SY62 is the source of this 2889-nucleotide messenger RNA. RefSeq lists its product as hypothetical. The coding region runs from base 1 to 2889 and encodes 962 amino acids. Gene Ontology annotation, biological process: endonucleolytic cleavage in ITS1 to separate SSU-rRNA from 5.8S rRNA and LSU-rRNA from tricistronic rRNA transcript (SSU-rRNA, 5.8S rRNA, LSU-rRNA); tRNA 3'-end processing; tRNA 5'-leader removal. The record is from RefSeq and is a predicted model, not a curated record. Gene Ontology annotation, molecular function: ribonuclease P activity; ribonuclease MRP activity. Gene Ontology annotation, cellular component: ribonuclease MRP complex; multimeric ribonuclease P complex. The transcript is spliced from 4 exons. NCBI's taxonomy places the organism in Eukaryota, Fungi, Basidiomycota, Ustilaginomycetes, Ustilaginales, Ustilaginaceae.